AUGUCCACCGACCAACGAACAACCUACACCGCAAACUGCCACUGCAACCAAAUCCGCUACACCGUCACCCUCCCCAUCGCCCUAGCCCCCGCGGGCCCGGGCAAAAUCAACAAAUGCAACUGUUCCAUCUGCACGAAACUCGGGUACUUGCUCGUCUACCCCAAGCGGGAAGACGUCGUCUUCGAGGCCGGGUGUGACGCAUUCUUGAAGGAUUAUUAUUUCGGGAAGAAGCAGAAACCGCAUAGGUUUUGUGGUGGGUGUGGGAGUUCGGUGUUGAUUGAUUUUAAGGAUGCGGCGUCGGAGAGGGAGAGGCCGUUUUUGGCUAUGAAUACCCGCCUUUUCAAGGAUAUUGAUCUGGAUGAGGCGGAGUAUACGACUUUUGAUGGGCGGAAUCGAUUGGAGCCGGCGUAUGAGUUCUAA
This is a messenger RNA of Zasmidium cellare ATCC 36951, 420 nucleotides long. RefSeq lists its product as uncharacterized. The coding region runs from base 1 to 420 and encodes 139 amino acids. The transcript is spliced from 2 exons. NCBI's taxonomy places the organism in Eukaryota, Fungi, Ascomycota, Dothideomycetes, Mycosphaerellales, Mycosphaerellaceae. Gene Ontology annotation, molecular function: carbon-sulfur lyase activity. The record is from RefSeq and is a predicted model, not a curated record.